AGGCGCUGCCCGCUGCUGCUCUGCCUCCUCGCGCCCUGCGUUGCCCGCUGGAGCCCGUCACCAUCCUCCACACGACGUGCUGCCCUGCACCCGCAGCCAUGUGCCGGACCUUGGCCGCCUUCCCCACCAACUGCCUGGAGAGAGCCAAAGAGUUCAAGACACGGCUGGGGGUCUUUCUUCACAAGUCAGAACUGGGCUCCGGUACUGGGAGUGUUGGCAAGUUCGAGUGGGACAGUAAACACAGCAAAGAGGGCAGAAACUUCUCAGAAGACGUGUUGGGGUGGAGAGAGUCAUUUGACUUGCUGCUGAGCAGUAAAAAUGGAGUGGCCGCCUUCCACGCCUUCCUGAAGACAGAGUUCAGCGAGGAGAACCUGGAGUUCUGGCUGGCCUGUGAGGAGUUCAGGAAGCUCCGGUCAGCUACCAAGCUGGCCUCCCGGGCUCACAGGAUCUUUGAGGAAUUCAUCUGCAGUGAAGCCCCCAAAGAGGUGAACAUAGACCACGAGACCAGGGAGCUGACCAGGACGAACCUGCAGACGCCCACGGCCAUGUGCUUCGACGUGGCUCAGGGGAAGACGCGCACCCUGAUGGAGAAGGACUCGUACCCGCGCUUCCUGAAGUCCCCAGCUUAUCGGGACCUAGCUGCCGAAGCCGCGGCCGCCGCCGCCUCUGCCGCCUCCGCCUCUGCCUCCCCAUCCGAGCCCUCGCAUACCUGAGCCUCCAGGCUGGGAGGGGGCCGGCCAGGCAGAGAGGUUGGGUCGCCCGUAGCCGUAGCCGAGGCGCCGCCCCCGUGUGGGGGGGCGGGUUCUGCAAAGCCAGAGAGGACAGCGAAGGGAAACGCCCACCCGGUGACACCCUCUCCUCUAGACCCUGCGGGACUGAAUUCCGUGCGUGAGAGGGUUCCCCCACUUCUAGGACCUGCGCCCAAGGGCUGAAGAGGAGGGUUGUGUGUGGCUCUCUGGGGGAAAAGAAGGAUGGUGCAAGAGUCAGCAUCGGCUCUGGCCCUUCUCAGCGGGGCAAGGGAUAUUCCAGGGUGCUUUGGGAAACUUGUGGAUAAAAGGAAACUUGAAAAUGAGUGAGGGAAAGACAAGCAGGUUAGCCGUUCUGCCUGUCCGUCGGUGGACACAUCCUGGUUUCCUGGUUCCCAGACUGUCCUGGGCACACAGGGAACCGUGGAUGUGGAGCCUUGCCAUCCCGUCCUCUUCACCUGCCUCUGGGCUGCCCGGCGGGUUCCUUAGCUUGCAUUUCUCAACACUCCUGUGUCCAGCCUGGCAGUCUUGUCAAGGCCAGAGAACCAAUGUGAUGCUUGCCCCAGAUGAGAUUUUUACCUCAAACACUGGCCUUCAAGCCCCUUUCCAGAUCAAUAGAGAGCCCUGAAAAGAGGCCAUCUUGCUUAUGUGAAAUGAACCUUGGUGCUCCUGGUGGCCUCUUGCGGGUGCCCCGACCCUGUGUGUGCAUCAGGGUCCACCUGUGAGCAGGGCCCGCUGAGAACCUCUUGCUGGGAUGUGCCCUGUCUUAGCUCCGUGCUGCUGUUGAAUGUGGGGCCCAUCAGGAGAAGGGCAUGGGGCCUCUUGGUGAGCGGCUAGUCCAGCUCUUUUGCCGGGCAGGGUGGAAGGAGGGAGAAAAGGAUCCUGAGAAACAAAUCUCUUGGCAGUUCCAGAGAAUCCUCUUUAAAUCAAGCUCAUCUUUUAUUUUUGUGGGUAUGAGAACAGCGAAAAAGAGAUUCCCCAGGAUGGAAGGGGAGCCUCGUGUUUCUUUCCUGUGGAUGUGAGGUAACGCUCUCUGGGGUGUUGGGAGAAAUGAGGCAGGGACCUCAAUGAACUUGGAUGGACCGUAGAAGCUGGGAGUGAGGCUGGGAAGAGCAGGACUGGGGGCAAUCAGAACCCGCUGGUCACCUCAUGGCAUCACUGAGCACACGUUCCGUGGUGGGACUUCUGCCCGGGCCCAGGCUGGGGAGGUGAAUUAACCGGGCAGCUCCCCUGUGCCCCAGGAAAAUCCACACUGUUCUCUCUGCGCUAUGAGCUCCUCCAGGAGACAAUUAUUUAAGUCUAACAUAUUGUUGGUUUUGUGACAGUGGUCAUGGCACAUUAUUUUCACUGCUGUUGUCGUGUUGUUGUAUUGUUAUUUAUUGUCAUUUGAGUUUGCCUCUACUGGAGAAUCUCAACAGGAGCUGGCGGCCUGACUGUCUCCCUCUCCACUGGACUCUACCUCUUGAACAUGCUGGGAACCUCUUAGCGCCUGUCAGGAACUCCUCCCUGUUUAAAUAUUUAUUUAUUGUUGACAGCUGGAACUGGUUUUCUGAUGUGAAUGAUGUACUCGA
Globicephala melas (long-finned pilot whale) is the source of this 2317-nucleotide messenger RNA. It is a transcript of the gene RGS16, whose product is annotated as regulator of G protein signaling 16. The record is from RefSeq and is a predicted model, not a curated record. NCBI's taxonomy places the organism in Eukaryota, Metazoa, Chordata, Mammalia, Artiodactyla, Delphinidae.